CGACAGUCUGCAGCCAUGGCGGGGAAGCAGUUCCCCUCCCUCGCGCACGCGCGCCGCGUCUCCUCCCGCUGCCUGCUCGCCGUCGGCGCCCUCCUCGUCUUCUCCGCCGUCUACUUCCUCCUCCUCUCCCCCUCGCCGCCGCGCCCCGUCGCCGGCCCGCUCCCCAACCCUAGCAGCGCUACCACCUCCUUCGUCGCCUCCCUCGACCGCUUCCUCGACUCCCCGCACCGCCCCGCCGCCUCCUCCGCGGCGCCCGGGGACCUCGACGCCGCGAUCCGGAGGGAGGAGGAGGCCCGGCUGUACGGGGACCCACGGGGCGCGUGGCCGGCGCCGCUAAGGGUCUACGUGUACGAGAUGCCACGCAAGUUCACCUACGACCUGCUCAGGCUGUUCAGGGACUCGUACCGCGACACCACCAACCUCACCUCCAACGGGAGCCCCGUGCACAGGCUCAUCGAGCAGCAUUCUAUUGACUACUGGCUGUGGGCGGAUCUCAUUGCUCCUGAAUCACAAAGACUUCUGAAGAAUGUUAUCAGGGUUGAGCAGCAAGAAGAAGCAGACAUUUUCUACGUGCCAUUUUUCACAACAAUCAGUUACUUCUUGCUGGAGAAACAAGAAUGCAAGGCACUUUAUAGGGAAGCUUUGAAGUGGGUGACUGAUCAACCUGCUUGGCAACGUUCAGAAGGCAGAGAUCAUGUUAUUCCUGUUCAUCACCCAUGGUCUUUUAAGUCAGUCCGAAGGUUUGUGAAGAAAGCAAUAUGGCUUCUACCUGAUAUGGAUUCUACUGGGAACUGGUAUAAACCUGGGCAAGUUUAUCUGGAAAAGGAUGUUAUCCUUCCAUAUGUCCCAAAUGUUGACCUUUGUGAUUAUAAGUGUGUGUCAGAAACUCAAUCUAAAAGAAGUACGUUGCUGUUUUUCCGAGGAAGACUUAAAAGAAAUGCUGGUGGGAAGAUACGCAGUAAGCUUGUGACAGAAUUACAAAGUAUAGAAGACAUAAUUAUAGAAGAAGGGUCUGCUGGCGCCAAGGGGAAAGUAGCAGCUCAGACUGGCAUGCGCAAGUCUCUCUUUUGCUUGAAUCCUGCUGGGGACACUCCAUCUUCUGCUCGCCUGUUUGAUGCAAUUGUUAGUGGAUGUAUCCCAGUUAUAAUCAGCGAUGAGCUAGAGCUUCCUUUUGAAGGAAUACUUGACUACAGCAAGAUAGCAUUGUUUGUUUCAUCAACUGAUGCUGUGCAACCUGGCUGGCUGGUGAAGUACCUAAGAGGCAUUGAUGCCCAAAGAGUUAGGGAGAUGCAAUCCAAUCUUCUCAAGUACUCGAGGCAUUUUCUAUAUUCAAGUCCUGCUCAGCCCCUUGGACCAGAAGACCUUACAUGGAGAAUGAUUGCUGGCAAGCUGGUGAACAUCAAGUUGCAUAUUCAGCGGUCGCGGCGCGUGGUCAGAGAAUCAAGAAGCGUAUGCACAUGUGAGUGUAGAGUCGGGAACACUACGAGGAUGCUCUGAACCAGCUUUUUCUUUGUAUUUUCCAGUUCACGUAUCGCGGUAGCUCUUCUCUACCUGUCAUUGGCAUGAGUUUUGCACAGCUGUUACACUCCCUUGUAAAUUGUACUUGAAAAAUCAAGCGUUAGUUUGUAAGUGAUGCUCCAGUUGGAGAAUUAAGAAUUUUAAGAUAUGCAGUGUGCUA
Molecule: messenger RNA, 1678 nt
Organism: Aegilops tauschii subsp. strangulata
Lineage: Eukaryota; Viridiplantae; Streptophyta; Magnoliopsida; Poales; Poaceae
Product: probable arabinosyltransferase ARAD1
Molecular function (GO): glycosyltransferase activity
Source: RefSeq, a predicted model, not a curated record